AUGAAAACUCUCAGAGGAAAUACUACCCAAGGUCCUACAAAUGAAGAAGCCCAUAAAACUGAGGACCAAUUAUCAAGGCAGACAAAAUGUCCUGUACAAAAGAAAUCUUUUGAGAAAACAGCAAUCAGAAAAGUGUCAAUGACCCUCAAGGAAAUUUUCACUAGGAAAAGAGGUCCUGAAUUUAGUGAAUUUAGUCUAAGCUCAAAACUUAAUGCACAGCAGAAAAUUUCACAGGGUGCUAGAUCUCCCAUAUCUAGGAAAAACUCCAAACACAAUUCAGACUUAAUUAAACACCCAAAACUCGUCCUGCAGAAGAAACCUUGUAAAUGCAAUGAAUGUGGGGAAGCCUUUAGUUACCAAUCAGACCUUAUUGUCCACAGUAGACUUCAUGGUGGAGAAAAACUUGAAUGCAAUGAAUGUGGGAAAACUUUUAGUCGAAGCACACACCUUAUCGAACAUCAAAGAACUCAUACUGGAGAGAGACCUUAUGAAUGCCGUGAAUAUGGAAAAGCUUUUAGCCAGAGUAUUCACCUUAGUCUACAUCAGAAGAUCCAUACUGGAGAAAAACCAUAUGAAUGUAGUGACUGUGGAAAAGCCUUUAGUCGAAGUACCAACCUUAGUCAACAUUAGCGAACUCAUACUCAAGAAAAACCUUACAAAUGUAAUGAAUGUGGGAAAGCCUUCAGUGACCAUUCAACCAUAAUUCAGCAUCAAUGAAUACAAAAUGGAGACAGUCCCUAUGAAUGCAGUAAAUGUAAGAAAGCUUUCAGUUGGAUCUCAUCUCUUAUUGAACAUCAGAGAACACACACUGGAGAGAACCUCUAUGAGCAUAGUGACUGUGGAAUGUUCAGUCAAAGCUCAUCCUUUUUUGAGCAUCAGAAAAUCCACACUGGAGAAAAGCCCCAUGAAUGUAAAGACUGUGGAAAGCACUUCAAUUGGAGCCCAUCCCUUAUUAUUCACCAGAGAACUCAUACUGGAGAGAAUCCUUACAAAUGUAACAAUUGUGGGAAAGCCUUGAGUCAGAGUUCAACUCUCAUCAGACAUCAGCAACUUCAUACUGAGUAA
This is a messenger RNA of Manis pentadactyla (Chinese pangolin), 1065 nucleotides long. It is a transcript of the gene ZNF391, whose product is annotated as zinc finger protein 391. Gene Ontology annotation, biological process: regulation of transcription by RNA polymerase II. Lineage: Eukaryota; Metazoa; Chordata; Mammalia; Pholidota; Manidae. The record is from RefSeq and is a predicted model, not a curated record. Gene Ontology annotation, molecular function: RNA polymerase II cis-regulatory region sequence-specific DNA binding; DNA-binding transcription factor activity, RNA polymerase II-specific.